AUGCACCUCCGACGGCAGGCGCGUGAGAGGCGCGAAUAUGUCUAUAAGAAGGCGCUCGAGUCAAAACAACGACAGAUCUACGAGCGCAAGCAAAAGAUCCGCGAAGCGCUUGCAAGUGGCAAGCCGCUGCCGCCCGAGCUGCGCGGACCAGAGGCGCAGGAGCUGGCCAAGAACCUGACGCUGGAUGCCGCGCAGGCCGAGCCGGGGACGUCGAUUGACGACGAAUACUCGCGCGCGGGGCAGUACGACCCGCGCGUGCUGAUCACGACGUCGCGCAGCCCGUCGUCGCGACUGUCGCAGUUUGCCAAGGAGCUGCGUCUCGUGUUCCCCAACUCGACGCGGCUAAACCGUGGUGUCUAUACGAUGAACGAGCUUGCGGCGGCCGCGCGCGCAAACGGCAUUACGGACAUGAUCGUUGUCCACGAGCACCGUGGCGUGCCGGACGCGAUGGUCGUGUCGCACUUCCCUCAUGGUCCGACCGUCAUGUUCACGCUGCACAAUGUGACACUGCGCCACGAGGUCGCGAGUCACAGCAACAGCACGGUGAGCGAGCAAUACCCCCACCUGAUCUUCGAUGGCUUCGGCGGCAAGCUAGGCGAGCGCGUAAAGAGUGCGCUCCGGUUCCUCUUCCCCGUGCCCAAGGACGAUGCUCGGCGUGUCAUGACGUUUGCGAACAAGAACGACUUUAUUAGUUUCCGCCACCAUGUGUUCGUCGCUACGCACCGCGACGUGCAUCUCGCGGAGGUUGGCCCACGCUUCGACAUGCGCCCGUACGAAAUCCGUCAAGGCACGCUCGAGCAGGAGCAGGCGGAUGUUGAGUGGGUGCUGCGUCCGUAUAUGAACACGGCGCGGAAGCGCAGCCAGCUGGCCGGUAGCUCUGGGUAG
Molecule: messenger RNA, 885 nt
Organism: Malassezia sympodialis ATCC 42132
Lineage: Eukaryota; Fungi; Basidiomycota; Malasseziomycetes; Malasseziales; Malasseziaceae
Gene: IMP4
Exons: 2
Coding region: 1-885 (294 amino acids)
Biological process (GO): rRNA processing
Cellular component (GO): Mpp10 complex; small-subunit processome; nucleolus
Molecular function (GO): snoRNA binding; rRNA primary transcript binding
Source: RefSeq, a predicted model, not a curated record